Messenger RNA from Salvia miltiorrhiza (redroot sage), 1227 nucleotides. Its product is annotated as protein CURLY FLAG LEAF 1-like. Gene Ontology annotation, molecular function: protein binding. NCBI's taxonomy places the organism in Eukaryota, Viridiplantae, Streptophyta, Magnoliopsida, Lamiales, Lamiaceae. The record is from RefSeq and is a predicted model, not a curated record. The transcript has 2 exons. Bases 407 to 1030 code for a protein of 207 amino acids.
GAAAAUUAUUUUUUUAUUAUGUACAUAUUGAAAUACUAUAAUAUAUUUAGCUAAUAACAUUAGGAGAGACAAAAAAUAAAAAUAGAAAAUGGUGGUUAGCACGGUGUUGUCCCUAUUGGUGCCCUACCUGGUUUUGAUUCUUUUCAAGAUAUCUCACGCGCACUCUAACUCUUCUACACAUACAAUUUCUCUUCAUCUGCCCCUUAAAAACCACAAAUUCCACUCUUUCUAUCCCUUUUUUACAACACAAUUCCUUUCAAUUUUCAUCAAUCUCUCUCCCCAUCCAUCCAUCAAACGCCCACAUCACAUUUUUCCUUCCUUUUCUGCAAAUUUCCGUUUUGAUUUGGCUGUUUUAGGCGUUUGUUGAGAUUUAGGUAGGAUUGGUGGCGGAGAAAAAAAAAAAGAAAUGGCAACUCCAAACAUGGCUACUAUCACAGCAUCUCUGGAGAGAUCCCUGCAGAACUGCUCCUUGAACCACCAACACAGCAGCAGUAGCAGCAGCAGCAGCGCCAGCGGAGGGGCGGCGCGCCCUUCAGAUUCGCCGCCGGGAGACGCCGUCGCCGCCACCUUGGAACUGAAUUCCGAAGGCUCCCUCCCUUUUCAUUGGGAGCAAUGCCUCGAUUUAAAGAGCGGUGAGAUAUACUACAUAAAUUGGAGGACGGGCAUGAAGGCGACGGAGGAUCCGCGGACGGCGGCGGCUGAGUACGGCGGCGAGUGCUACUCGGAGGAGGACAGCAGCUCGUACGACAGCGACGGCUCGUCAUCGGAAUCAUCCCCUUGUUCCUCAAGAGAGCAAUGGAGUGGUAAAAAUAAUGAAAAAAAUUCUUAUUAUGAAGAAAGGAAUGAGAAUGAGAAUAAUUCGAAUCCGAAUCCGAAUCCGAAUCCGAAUAAUAACAACAGUAACGUGCUGGUGGUGGCUGGAUGCAAGAGCUGCCUAAUGUACUACAUGGUGCCCAAACAGCUUGAAAUUUGCCCCAAAUGUUGUGGUCAACUUCUCCACUUUGAUCGAUCCGAAAAUACCUCCUCUUGAAUUUUUUCUUCUUUUCUUUUUGGUGGAGUGUUUAGUAUUGGAUGUUGAUGUGGGCUCUCGAGUUUCUCAUAUGAGACAAAAAGAUUUCUCAUUCUUGUUUCAAAUUGUUUCAUCUUUUUCUCUUGUGCUGUAUUUUAUUUUAUUCAUUGCUUUUGUUUUUCAUUUCCUGCAUUUAUGUAUUUUGGAUUCAGUCGGUU